Eutrema salsugineum is the source of this 849-nucleotide messenger RNA. RefSeq names its product transcription factor MYBS3. Bases 94 to 786 code for a protein of 230 amino acids. Gene Ontology annotation, molecular function: DNA binding; zinc ion binding. Lineage: Eukaryota; Viridiplantae; Streptophyta; Magnoliopsida; Brassicales; Brassicaceae. Gene Ontology annotation, biological process: response to gibberellin; response to auxin; response to ethylene. The record is from RefSeq and is a predicted model, not a curated record. The transcript is spliced from 3 exons.
AAACCCCAAAAUCUCUCUUCAUCAUCAACAUCAUCUCUGCGUCUCUUUCUCCCUCUCUCCCUCUUCCUCCUUCUCUCUUUCACAUUCAUUACAAUGGGCAGAAGAUGCUCACACUGUGGAAACAUAGGACAUAACUCAAGAACAUGUUCUUCUUACAAAACAAGAGCCAUUAGGCUCUUUGGUGUUCAUCUAGACACUACAUGCUCUUCUCCGCCACCACCUCCUCCUCCUCUGUCAAUCUUGGCCACCGCAAUGAAAAAAAGCUUUAGCAUGGAUUGCUUGCCGGCAUGUUCCUCUUCUUCCUCUUCCUUCUGUGGUUAUCUCUCCGAUGGUCUCGCCCACAAAACACCCGACCGCAAAAAAGGGGUUCCAUGGACGGAGGAAGAGCACCGGACGUUUCUAAUUGGAUUAGAGAAGCUUGGAAAAGGAGACUGGAGAGGAAUAUCUAGAAAAUUCGUCGUCACAAAAUCGCCGACACAAGUGGCAAGUCAUGCUCAAAAAUACUUCCUCCGGCAAGCUACCACUCUCCAUCACAAGAGACGCCGUACAAGCCUCUUCGAUAUGGUUUCAGCCAUCAACGUUGAAGAAAAUAGUACUAUUCCAUGUAAUAAUCACAUUGGGUCGACCACAGAUGUUGUUUGGAAACAAGGGUUACUCAAUCCUCGUCUUGGAUAUCCAGAUCCGAAAAUAUCCGGGUCGGGAAAUUCCGGUGGACUCGAUCUUGAGUUGAAGCUUGCGUCCCAUCACUCUUCGGAAUCGAAUAUUAGACCUAUCAGUGUUACGUGAAAAUACAUAUAAAACGUUAAAUAAUUGGUUUAAUUCGUAUAAUCAAAAUGUUUUCAUAUAUAA